AUGUCAAUUCAAAAAAAAAUGACAAAAAUUACAAGACAAUAAAAUGAAUAAGGAAAAUUUUAAAAUAUGUAUUAUGAAGUUCAAUUACCUUAUUUCAAUCCUUAAUCAAAUUCUGUAUUCUCAACAUCAUUAUUAAAUAAUCCUUCAUUAUUGAAUAUUUAUUAGUAAGCAAUGAACAGUUAUUUGCAAGGAUAUUAUAAACAAGCGAUCUUUUUUGCAGAAAAAUUGCUAUGUUUAAGUUAAGAUUCAACAGCAUUACCAUAUUUAGUAUUUUUGCUUGGAAUGGUAAUAAUAAUUAUAUAAAAUUAGUGCCAUUUUGCUAAUUAGGAAUACUCAGGAGUAUAUAAUCUGUUUUUAAAGCACAAAUUAACAUAAGGAGAUUUUGCAGUAUUAGGAGCUAGAGCUUUAUAUUCAAAUAGGCAAUAUGAAAUGGGAAUUGAAAUUCUUUAAGAAGAGACUAGCUCAUAAAGUGAUUGGGUAAGAGGAUAAUGUUAUGAAGCUUUAGAGAAUAAAUAAUUAGNGA
This is a messenger RNA of Paramecium pentaurelia, 523 nucleotides long. The record is from the annotation of a GenBank genome assembly. NCBI's taxonomy places the organism in Eukaryota, Ciliophora, Oligohymenophorea, Peniculida, Parameciidae.